GAACUUCACCGUUAAUCUUCGAGCAGCAAACAAACGGCGGCGGAGCUACGAUGCUCUCAGUUUCGUUCUACCGGGGGGACAAUACCGACGGAAGACGAGGCGAGGCUCUGCUUUACCGUCACCGACAUCUUAGCACCGACUAGACCAACAAAGGAGGACCUGUGUGAGUUCCUCCCCGGGGCCGCCGCACCGCCGGGCUCCGACCGGACAGGGCGGGGUGAUGUUUGGGUUCCGGUAUAACAGCAGCGAGAAAAUGGGAACCAGACGAGAUGCGGAACCGGCGGCCGCGGAGCUUUCAUACCGGAGGAUAGAAUGAGAAGUUCGCCGUGUUGGUGUAACAGGGCGGCGGUGUAACCGUCUGGGGAGGCCGCUGGCGGCGGAGAAGCGUGUCUCUGCGGCGCCCCUCCGCCCCCUGUCCGCCGCGAUGAGGACGCUAUUUACAUUCUGUUGUCUCUUCCUUGUUACCGGAGCGCACCGGGCGGGGGCUACCGGAAACCUCACAGUCGACGGCAGCAGCGACGAAAACCUGACGGCCGACGGCGGCAGUAAGUACAUCAGGAUCGGGGACGGCUCAUCGCAGGAAUUCGAGUUUCCCGAAAACAGCAACGGCGUGAUUGUGAUCUCCAGCCGGUACCGGAGCGCCGCGGCCAGCCGGAAGGGCCGCCAGAGCUGGAAGCAGACGGUGAGAGUCCGGUCCCUGGACCCGGAGGUGCUCUCGAUCCUGAACGUGACGGACAGCGGCCACGCAGGACCGGCCCGGAGCUACAUCAUCAGCAUCCGCUCCGGGUUCCCGGGCCGGGCGCAGUUGCAGAUCCAGCUGCUGGACCUGGACCAGGACUCGGUGCCGGUCCUGAUCGAGGAGCGGACGGAUUACUCCAUCAGGGUGGCUCCCGAUAGCGACGACCCGGCCACCCGCCUCAUCCAGUCGGGUGGCCUGUCCCACUUCUCGGAGAACCCGGUGCUGUUCGCCUUGCUGCCGCUCAUCUUCGUCAACAAGUGUGCCUUCGGGUGCAAGGUGGAGGUGGAGGUCCUCCGGGGGCUGCUCCGGUCCCCGGUCCCGCUGCUGCUGGGGGUCCUGGGCCAGUUCCUGGUGAUGCCCCUGUACGCCUACUGCGUGUCCCGGCUGGCCUCGCUGCCCACGGCUCUGUCCCUGGGUCUGGUGAUCACCUGCUCGGCCCCCGGUGGCGGCGGCGGCUACCUGUACAGCCUGCUGCUGGGCGGUGACGUCACCCUGGCCAUCUCCAUGACGUUGGUGUCCACGGUGGUGGCGGCCGCCGCCAUGCCGCUGUCCUCCGCCCUGUACGGCUGGCUGCUGGGGGUCCACGCAGCCCUCCACGUCCCCUUCGUGAAGAUCCUAGGAACCCUCCUCUUCAUCGCCAUCCCCAUCUCUCUGGGCAUGCUGAUCAAGCUGCGGCUGCCGGCCCUCACCAGGGUCCUGCUGACGCUCAUCCGGCCCAUCAGCCUGGUGCUCAUCGUGGUGGGCAUCUUCAUGGCCUACCAGAUGGGGGCCUCCAUCCUGGCGGACGUGCGGCCCCAGAUCGUGGCUGUGGGGGUGACGGUGCCUUUGCUGGGCCUGGUGGUGGGCGGGGUCCUGGCCCGGCUGGCUCGACUCCCCGGGCCGCAGAGGAAGACGGUGAGCAUCGAGGUGGGCGUCCAGAACAGCCUGCUGGCCCUGGCCGUCAUGCAGCUGUCCUUCCGCCGGGUGGAGGCCGACUUCGCCUCGCAGGCUCCGUUCAUCGUGGCGCUGAGCAGCACCUCGGAGAUGCUGCUCCUGGUUCUGGCUCACUUUGCCCAGCGGAGGUUCUGCAACUCCAGCGGCUCCGGGAGCGACGCCUGAUUGUAGCCACAGAUCCAGAACUUUUUUGGGAGAAGCUGUGGAGACCAGACGGCCAACAAUCAUCACUGCUGCUGCACAGGACAGUGACUCUUUUUUGUGGUUGUUUUCUCGUAUUUUUUCAUGAAACCAAAGGCCUUUCUACCCUCUGAGACCUUUUUGUGUUUAUUUUACAGGAUGUACUUUUUCAGAUCAGAUUCUACUGUGAGCUCCUUAAAUGUAAAUAUUCAUAAGAAGAGAAAUACCUAUAAAAGAAAAGAUAUUUUUCUACCAGAUUACCUUUUGUAAUCCAAAAAACAAACAAAAAAAAGCAAAGAUUGAUUUGUACCAUGUUUACAGAGGUCCAUGUGUCUUAGCCUGAGGACGAGGGAACAUUUGUAAAUCGAACUUGAUGGUGAUUUUUGAAAGUAUUUGCCACUGAUUGUGUUUUUCUUGGAUCUUUGCAUCCAUGUACUUGAAUAUUUGGGAGGAGAGACGAAGAAAAAUUCAAUAAAAAUCCUUGUUGAAGCAGA
Molecule: messenger RNA, 2346 nt
Organism: Amphiprion ocellaris (clown anemonefish)
Lineage: Eukaryota; Metazoa; Chordata; Actinopteri; Pomacentridae
Gene: slc10a3
Product: solute carrier family 10 member 3
Exons: 1
Coding region: 425-1837 (470 amino acids)
Biological process (GO): bile acid and bile salt transport
Cellular component (GO): membrane
Molecular function (GO): bile acid:sodium symporter activity
Source: RefSeq, a predicted model, not a curated record